This is a messenger RNA of Podarcis lilfordi (Lilford's wall lizard), 27890 nucleotides long. The record is from the annotation of a GenBank genome assembly. Lineage: Eukaryota; Metazoa; Chordata; Lepidosauria; Squamata; Lacertidae.
GGCGACCGUUGCACCGUUGGCCCCGCGGCCGCCGUUUCGCGCACGCGCUCCUCCUCCAAAAGCGAAGAGCCCCUCUGAGCGCCCCGCCCCCUUCCCUUCCCCUCUUCUUCCAGUGGUAGAGGAGGGGAAGGGAAGUGGGCGGGGAAAGAGACAGAGAGACUUAUAGAAAGGGAAAGAGCCUCAAUUCACGUCCGCGCCUGCGCGUCAGCCAGAACGGAAGUGAUUACGAUUCGGCCGGGCCGGCUCGAGAGCCUCUCGAGGAUUCCGCUUCCGGUUCCUUCUUCGCGUCUGCCGGCUCGGGAGACUCUCAGUACCUGGAAGCGGCGGCGGCGGCAGCAGCAAGAUGAGCUACGAGCACCGCCGGGAUAGGGGCCGCGGGGGCGGGCCCCGCGCUUCGCAGUCGUCGACGUCGUCGUCUGGCCGCGGCGGAGCUGGAGGCGGCGGAAGAGGUGGUGGUGGUGGCGGCGGCGGCGGCCGGGGCCGACCCCCUCCGCACCUGAAGGGCCGCGAGAUUGGCCUGUGGUACGCUCGGCGGCAGGGCGAGAAGAGCAAAGAGGCCGAGAGGCAGCAGGUGGGUGAGGGGGGGAGGCUUCAGGGUGUCCGGCCGAGCGCUGCCUGCCCGUCGUUUGCGCCCUCAGGAUGUGUCGUUGCGGGACCCUUGAGGAGGGUGGCGCUUGAGAGAAGAGGCCUCCGGUGAAGCCCUUCGUUCCUGAGGAAUUUACCUGUCGGCCCGCUCCUUUUGAAGGUGGCCACAUCCAAGAGGCCCUUUGAAAGCUGGUGCGGCGCGCCUGCCUAUCUCGUUCUUCCUGACCGCGCUGGGGAAUAAUAAUAAUAAUAAUUUAUUAUUUAUACCCCGCCCAUCUGGCCGAGUUUCCCCAGCCGCUCUGGGCGGCUCCCAAUCAGUGUUAAAAACAAUACAUCAUUAAAUACUAAAAACUUCCCUAAACAGGGCUGCCUUCAGAUGUCUUUUAAAGAUAAGAUAGCUGCUUAUUUCUUUCACAUCUGAAGGGAGAGCGUUCCACAGGGUGGGCGCCACUAUCCAGAAGGCCCUCUGUCUGGUUCCCUGUGACCUCAUUUCUCUCAAUGAGGGAACCGCCAGAAGGCCCUCGGCGCUGGAUCUCAGUGUCCGGGCAGAAUGAUGAGGGUGGAGACGCACCUUCAGGUAUACAGGACUGAGGCCGUUUAGGGAAAUAACAAUAUCAUCAUCAUCAUUUUAUUUGUGUGCUGCCUUUCCAUAGUUAAAACAAUGCUCAAGACGGCUUACAGCAUGACAAGAUUUACAUACCGUAAUUACCAACAUAAGAAAAGUUAUAAACAGUAAAUAAAACACAUCAGAAAGUACACAGCCAAAUGGAAAACAAUGUCCACAUAAUUCAUAAAAUCGAAAACUAAGAAUACAGCAUUAAUAUCAAUCACAGUUUAAAAUGACAUAGAUAAAAAUAAAAGCAAUUUUAAAAACAAAAACUCAACCCUCUCUGCCCAGCAGCAGCAGAAGCACUCCUUUAUGGAGCUGUCAGGCCCCGCCCCAAGCCAGGUGGAAAGAAGCAGGGCAGGGCCCUUCAGGCUCCCAGCAGAAAUAGAAAGACAACUCUUCUGCCCAGUCCUGUCCCCCAUCAGUCGGAGUGACUGGCCCAAGGCGGCAAAUCUCACACCACUUUUUGCGAGGUUUGGGGUGUUGGGACAUCCAAUUUCCCAUCCUGUCUGCCAAAUGUGUGCACCCCCACCCCCCACUGGUAGCAGUUUCUGAGUCAAGAGCAAGGGAAGGGCAUUGCAGUAAUCUUAUCAAGGGUUGUAGCCAUUGCUGCAUGAGUGGCGUCCUGCUUCUGCAGCAGGGCUUAUGGUUUCUUUCCUCUCCCCAUGUAUGCCCCAAAUCGGCUCCAGUGAGCCUCUCAACUCUCUAAGGCAUAUUUUGAGGAUUGGGGGUUUGGCUACAAGUUGAGAGGAAGGGGAUGACAGGUCAGACUUUUAAAAUAAGUUUGAAGAAUGUCCCGCAAACAUGCCCCACAAGGUACAUUUGUUGUGGCUGAUGCCUUUCUCAUUUGUAUGAUGCUUAAAAGAACCUCUUUGAGCAUUGAAUAGUUGUAACCGUGUAUAUGCCACUCAGGUGGGUAUAAAAUAAACAAUAGCAUUCAUUUUCCUCACAUGUAUGUAUGAAAGGAAAUGUUCUUCCAUAUGGAGAAGAUUUGUGUGCAGGUGUCCUAUGGUGUAUGCUGACAGAGAAUUUUACUGUGUGUUUCUGUUAGAGAUAGUGAAGACUUUCUCAACUUUGUACAGAAACAUUAAAUUUAAAGUAUAGUAGUAACUUGACAUAUCCUUAGUAUUUAGAAUAUGUAGUCCUCCUUUUACAAUAUUGAGGAGUGUCCAUCAUUGAGAUAAUUGGAGCAAGAUUUUUGAGCAUGGAAUAUGUUAUACUUUAAGAUUUUGUUAAAAUCCAUUGUUCUUUCCAUAUAUAGAGAGCUGUGGUGCGUAUGGAUGAGCGCAGAGAAGAACAGAUUGUACAGUUGCUGAACACUGUCCAGAGCAAAAAUGAAAAAGAACAAGAAGCCAUGUCUUGGUGGUCUGAUGAAGAAGGGUAAUAAUAUUUUUUUUCUUUCAGGUCAAAUGUUAGCAGUAUGUUUUGCAGUAAGCAAACCAACUGAAGAGUAGUUUGCAUUAUAAAAUAGUUAAACACGCCAUUCUAUGUUCUGUUUUGCUAUCAAACGCUAUAGUAAUUUGUAUUCAGUUUCAUUUGUUUUCGUGCUUAAUAUUCUUAUGGAACAUCACAUCACAACAGUAUUUCUAAAUUGGGAAAUAUUGGCCAUUUGGAAUAAUAAUGACUAAAAUACAGGCAAACCCUGUUUUAGGCACAACCAAUAUGUGCACAGCGCCAAAUCUGGAAGUAGCCUGUAGUCUGUAAUAGUCUGUAAUAAAAGACAUCACUAAAGGGUGGGUCAGGGGCAGAGUGGGUUGUUUGCAGGCUGUUUCAGUUGCACACAAUUUCACAAUGACCUGGAAUGCACCCCCUGCACAAAUCGGGGGUUGCCUGUAGCUAGUGACAUUUAUUGAGCUACUUUCAUCUCAGGUUUUUGUUUGUUGUGCCUUGCAACUUUGUGGCCUCUUGGGGAUUAUACAACAUGGGGUAUAACUGGGAUAGUGCUGUGGCAAAAUAUCAGUGUGGUGUGGUAGGGAGGAAAAUCCAGGCAAGCAGAGCAGUGAGUUCUAAUUGUAGAGUUGGAAGGGACCACUAGGGUCAUCUAGUCCAACCUCCUGCAAUGCAGGGAUCUUUGCUCAACAUGGGGCUCAAACCCACAGCCCUGAAAUUAAGAGUCUCAUGCUUUACCGAUGGAGCUAUCUGCUUGCCAGCUGCCACCUAAGUUGUUUACAGGAUGGGAUCACGUAUUUACUCAUAGCUGGACACAGGACUGUAGAUCAAAACUAUAAAUACCAAAUUUAUCUACUGAUGUGUGUUUCUUAGAGCUGGAUGACUUAUGCUUAACCACACCUUUUCCAGGUACACAAAGGAGACCCCUCCAAAACCAAAGCCUGUUGUGGAAAAACCUGUUGUUGAGAGGGCGCCAAAAAGAACUAGACCAAUAUUGGAAAAAACAUUCCUUGAUCAAGAUUCAGAAUAUCUCUUAGAAGAAAAUAAACCUGAUGUUGAUUUAGAUGAGCAACUUAAAGAAGAAUUGAAAAAGAAAAAAACUGAUUCCAGAUAUAUUGAAAUGCAGGUAGCCUCCAGAGAAGAUUUUGGGGCAUGUUGAGGGCAGGAGGGGAAGAUGAAGCUCUGUUGCACUAGUGUAUUCCCAUUUGUACUAUUCUAGAUCUCUGAUUGUAUCUACCUCAAUAGAAGUUUGCUUAAAUGCUUUUGGCUAGAAAUUAUAGCUGUCAUUUAUGAAUUAAUAUAUGUGGAAACCCUGAGCUGGUUUUUUAUGCUGUAUUUCAUCUAGUAGCCAAGAUGAUGAUCUGAAUUAAAUUAUAGGGUAUAAUGGGCAGCCCAGUCAUGUGGGCUUGCUGUCAAGAGCUCUCCACCAGCUUCAUAUUUAGGUUAUGAAGAUGAACCAGAUAUAUUUUUGUACACUGCCUUGGAAUCUUCUGAUGAAGGGCAGCUACAUUUCCCCCCCAAAAUAAAUAGUAUUUUUAUUCCAUUUUUAUCCUUACUGCAGUGAGAGGCACAGGAACUUUAAAAACCUCAAGGAACUUGCUUAGGAACACAGUCAGAGGUUGAUACAGUUCUAGUUCCUCUUCUCCUUUAGUGGAAAAGGCAAGCAUUAAUGUUGUGUUGCAGCUGAAUACAUUUAUUGUUAAUAUAUAUGAUUCUCAGCGUCUUAGAUGGAACAUUAACGUGCUUAAAAAAAAAUAGGUUGGUGCUUCAGUUCUUAGCUUAACAGCAUCACUAAUCGUAUUCAACUUGCUAAACAAAUUUAUAAAUAUCUAUUAUAAAUAUACUCUAUUUUCACUUAUUUUUUCUUUACUUUGCAGAGAUUUCGCGAGAAGCUGCCUUCUUAUGGAAUGAGAAAGGUAAAUACAUACCUUGAAUAUGAGCCUUUUUGUCUUAACUCAGAUGAGCAUUAAGAUUUGGAAAAGAAAAAUAUUUGAUGAAAUGUUGAAAGGCAAUGAGAAUUUAGUGGGAAAUGUUUGUGUGUUCUACUGUGUAGAGAAGCACCAUUAAACAAUUUCAGUCCCUGGUGUAUUUUUUAUAGAGUGGGUAAUGUUCAGUGCAUAAUUGAACGAGGGCAUGGAAGCAUAUCUCCACACAGCAGAGUGAUUACUGUGUUUAAUUUUUUUUUUUUUAAUAGGAGCUUGUAAACAUCAUAAAUAGCAGUCGGGUAACUGUUAUAAGUGGUGAAACUGGCUGCGGAAAGACAACUCAAGUUACUCAGUUCAUCUUGGAUGACUAUAUUGAGCGAGGGAAGGGGUCUUCCUGCAGGAUUGUAUGUACUCAGCCUAGAAGGAUCAGUGCUAUCUCUGUAAGUGACAUUUAUAUCUGUUCUGGGAUAAAGUAACCAUAUUUACAAAGAAGAAAACAUUAACAGAUUUUCUUUAAUGUUAAGGUAGCAGAGAGAGUUGCGGCAGAAAGGGCUGAAGUAUGUGGUAAUGGAAAGAGUACAGGAUAUCAAAUUCGGCUUGAAAGGUACAUGAGUAUUUCUUGUUAGUUUUUAUACUUGAAGAAUGUCUAUGCACAGACUAGAGUGGGCAUAUGUUUUAGCAUCCCUUCUGUGCUGUUACUUACCUAGGGGGUUCUCCUUCCACAGAUGCAGCGAUGUAACUUUUGGUGACAAAAUUAGUAACCUGUCCUGUGAAUAAUUGUGUCAGCGCAAAUGCUUAUUGGCUGGGCUGUAAGAUUUCAUAUGAGGUAUUUGUGUAUAUAGCCAUGCAGACAGAGCUCCAUCUGAUAAGCUGCACCGGGGGAAUGGUAUUUUCAUGUAUUUUCAGGUGUUAAUUAUUCCACCUGGAAUUUUGCUGUCACAAAUUGUGGGUGUUGCCACAAAUAGGAAAACUGUACCACAAAUAUUUAUGAGGAAUUGCUACAAAUACAAUACAUUGUCAAGUAGAGCACCAAUCAGGCAAGGCCACCCACUUGCCUUUGAAUUGACUGUCCUCACAAGACUUACUUUUCGCUGCAACUUUUAUUCUGCUAAGCUGCUGUCAAGUUCCUCUAGAAGUGUUCCUCUAGAAGUAAUGUGUAUAUAUAAAACAGGUGAGCAACCAAGAAAGAAACAGUGGCAUUUGUGUGUGUUGUUUGGAUUAGCAACAACUUGUAAAAUGGGUUAAUUAAGCAUUGUUGUGUCAUACCUUAGACAUUCUGUUUGUUGGCUGCAUGCUGAGCAUACCAUGAAGCCAAACUAUGCAUGCUUUCUCAGAAGUCCAGUUGACUUCAACUAAGCUCACUUCCAAAUAAGUGUGUAUACUGCAGCUUUUAUUUUCGUAUUGCACAACCAGACAUUGGAUGCUUGAAUCUUAGUAAGUGAGUACAGCUGAAGGUGUACUGUCAUUAUAACACUUAAAAGUAUCUUCUUGCUUUUUCAAAAGCAAUAUCAAGAGGAACUGAAGUAUUGUUUUUAAUGGCUAUCUUUCAGCCGGUUGCCAAGGAAACAAGGCUCAAUUUUGUACUGCACAACAGGAAUUGUCCUACAGUGGCUCCAGUCAGAUAAGUAUGUGUUUCUCUGUUUCAAAAGAAAAUUUUGAAUGCGUUUCCUCAAAGCUUUAUCAGCUGCUGCUAAUAGUUGUAUUUGCUGUACUCAUUUCCAUUUAUUUCAUAUCUGCUGAUUAACAUUUUGUUUCUUAUGAAUAUAGGGGGUUAUCAGUUCUGUGCUUCUUUUGUUGUAGGGAGUUGGCCAGUGUUAGUCAUGUAAUCCUUGAUGAAAUCCAUGAGAGAAAUCUCCAAUCAGAUGUUUUAAUGACCAUAAUCAAAGAUCUGCUAAGUGUACGACUCGACUUGAAAGUCAUAUUGAUGAGUGCUACGCUGAAUGCCGAGAAGUUCUCAGACUAUUUUGGUGUGUGAAAUUACCUACAUUUUUACAAGUGUAAUAAUCCCCUGUAUUUUGCUAUGAACGUUGGAAGCAUCAUAGUAUAACAAAAUACAGGUGUCUUCCUUCUUAUGGGGUUACAAUCCAGGCUGCCGCUGCUUUCUCACUUGUCAGCUGUUAGGCGGGGAGGCUGAGCAGCAUCAAUAAAACCCCGCUGCAUCACCAGCUCAUGAGGAGACCGUCCCCGGAGCUCAAAGAGAAUGUCCUCUUUGGGGUCUGGGGAGAGUCUCCUCACGAGCCAGAAGGACUUUCCAGCUCGCUUCCACCACUUCCGGGUUUCAGGUAUCGCACAUGUGCACAGUUGUGCAGAAGUGUGGAGUUGCCUGUACUUCUGAAAAUAAAUAGACAAAAUAUAUGCUGUUUAUUUUUUAAAUUUAUCUCUGCAUGAAAUGAAAUGCUGAAUACUUGCCAUUUUCAUGUAAUAGUUCUAUGACACACAUAUUGUGGUAUAACUAUUCUUUGUCAGAAUCAGUUUAUCAGGUGAAGUAUCAUAUUCUGUGUGCAAUAAACAUUUUACUUCAGUGAACAAUAUCUUUGGCAGCAUUUUGAACACUUGAGUUCAUGCCAAGGAUAAUUUAUACUCCACCCAUCUUGCUGGGUUUCCCCAGCCACUCUUGGUGGCUCCCAACAGAAUUUUAAAAACAGAAUCAAACAUUAAAAACUUCCCUAAACAUUCUAAAUCCCUUUGGUCUUUCUAGUAGAAUAAAAACAACCUAACUAGCUUUUUUGAUUUCUAGAACAAUAGCAUUAAAAAAAAAUGUUUUAUUUGGAUAAGCUUCAUGCUUCUAGCUAUUCUGUAAAUUGUGUCUUGUAUCUUUUUUUCAAGCAUGAUGCAGUUUGCUAAAAUAUAGGUGAUGUAAUAUAUAUUUUCCCCUUUUUAUACAGACAGUUGUCCUAUGAUCCAUAUUCCUGGAUUCACCUAUCCUGUCAAGGAGUACCUUUUGGAAGAUGUAAUUGAGAAGCUACGGUUAGUGUGAAGACGAUUCCUCUUAGUUCCUUUUUACAUUGUGGCAUUAAAACUCAGAAUUUGGACGUAUAAUGAUUCCUGACUUCUCCCAAUAUGAAGACUAUAUUGAGAUAUUUAGAAUGAUUUUAAAAAAAAUUUUACUUAAUGUGCAAACAUUAUUACUGAAUGCUAUAUUUAUUUCUGAAGAUACAUUCCAGAAAGUACGGAUCGCAGACCACAUUGGAAAAAGAGGUUUAUGCAGGGGCACAUAAGCAGGCCAGAAAAGGAAGAAAAAGAAGAAAUUUAUCAUGAGCAGUGGCCAGAUUAUUUGAAGCAGCUGAGAGGACGGUAGGGUUAUUUUUCACUUUUGUACAACUUUCAGAUUUUUGUUACAUAUGUGACAGACACUUUAUAGCUGCAAUCCUAGCACUUUCUAGGGAGCAAACCAUAUUUGAUGUUUUAGUUUGCUGGAAGCCACCCAGAGUGGCUGGGGCAACCCAGCCAGAUUGGUGAUAUAUAAAUAUAUUACUAUUAUUAAACACAGUAGAACUUCUGAAUAAACAUGCAGUUUAUCUGUUUAAGAGAGACUGAGAUUUGUUCUGUGCUUAAAAGCAAAUAGGAUCCAGUCUGUUUUGUUGCCUUCUUUCAGCAGUUUCUUCUGUUGAUCUGUGUUUAUUUUAACCAGUCUCCUUUUUUUGCUGUUUGUAUAAAACAAGAGCCUGUGUGCUUGUGCUAAACAUAACUAUAGCACAUAUGGUUAAAUAAUGCUUUUUAUUUGUACGUGAUUUCUAGGUAUUCAGAAAGUACAAUUGAUGCAUUGGGAAUGAUGGAUGAUGAGAAAGUUGACCUUGAUUUGAUUGCAGCACUGAUCAAGUACAUUGCUCUUGAAGAAGAGGUGAGUUUCAACUUGGCUAAAUAUGGCUUCACUUUUUAAAUUAUUUCCUCUUCUUAAUUAGAUUAGAUGCAACCUAAUUAAACUUAAUUGAUUCUAAAUCUGCUAGAUUUCAAGAGAAGAGACUUAAGCACUUACUUAACCUUAACCCUUACUAAAAUAAAUGGAACUUAAAAAGGCUUAAAUUUGACUCAUGCUCAUCAUAAUUAAAAAACAAUAUAAGUUGGUGUUGGCUUUACACAAUGAUUGUAGAGGAAAAUUAUUUUGUAAGGAAUUGUUUUCGUAGAAUUUUUGUAGGCAACUGUGCAUGCGAUGCAUAUGAAAUCACAGGGAUUAAUAUAAAGUUCUUCUCCCUGUAUGUGUUAAUACUAAUACAUAAAGUUGUUUUCACUGUCUUUUUUUAAAAUGUUGUUUAUAUGUUACAAGAGUUGAUUAUAUGAUUGAAGAAUUAUUAAACUAUUGUUUGUUGUUGGCCAUGGUCCUGUAUCUUUGGCUCUACUAAAGAAAUAUUCUUAAUACUAGGCACGAUCACUGCACCACCACAAUACUGCAAACAGUGGCUAUGAUAAUGUUGUUGUAUUCCAGUUACAUCAUAGUAGAAAUUCAAGAGUUGACUGGAAUCUUAACUACAGUGGUACCUCUAGUUACGAACUUAAAUUCUUUCCGGAGGUCCAUUCUUAACCUGAAACUGUUCUUAACUAGAGGCGUGCUUUUGCUAAUGGGGCCUCUUGCUGCCGCUGCGCCGCCAGCACACAAUUUCUGUUCUCAUCCUGGGGCAAGGUUCUCAACUCGAGGUAACUUCCAGGUUAGCAGAGUUUGUAACCUGAAGUGUUUGUAACCUGAGGCUUUUGUAACUCGAGGUACCACUGUACUCUGUUGACAAACAAGCAAAGACAACAGCUACAAAUGUUUUUCUGUGCUUGUGUGUUAAAGUCAAUACUGCACUAAUCUUAGAGAAAAAAUUGAGUAAAUGCUUUUCAGAACCAAAUCACACAUCCUUUGGCUUCAACAGGAUAUUUCAAUGUCUCUUGCUCCCAAGCAAACAUUUCAGGGACUAGAAUGUUUGUUUUGUACUAAGUUCUAGCUUAAUCCCAUUUUAUUUAACACCAUAAGUUUUGAAAAUAGAAGAUAGUAUUUUAAGAUAGUUUUUGAGCAAUAAUGUCUUUCAUGUUGCUUCACAUAAUAAAAUUGCACAUAUGCAGAUAAUACUGCCUUCACGAUUACCAAUGCUUUCAAUGGUAUUUUGGCGCUUUGCUCUAUUCCCUGAAAAAAUGUGAUAGUGGCAGUAGUGUUACUGGGGGACAAAAGUUAUUCAGAAUCAAGUGUUUCUGCUGCAUAUAAUUUUCAAAUUGCAAAUAAUAUUAAGCAUGUGUUUUCACAAUUUGCAGUUGCAAAGUUUUAGAAAUACCAAAAAUAGAGUUUACAGGUUGAAUUGGAUACAAUACUUAAUCCCUGGUUUGCUUGCACAUCUGAAUCUGCCCCAGUGGGAUAAUCAUGGCUUGUUUUUGGCUAGCAAAUCAUGUUCUGAAACCCCAUGGUUUAAAAUUGGUGCCUGAAUCUUGGUUUAUGUUAACUGUAGUCUUCCAUUACAUCCAAGUUCUGUACUCUGGUUUAAUUCUAAUUCGUUGUGUUGCCCCUUCCCUGCCACCAAUCUGAGUGCACGGAUGCAAGACUCAAACAAAACUACUUGUGCAGCUAAGAGUUUCUUGCUGGCCUUUUCACAGACCUCUGUACCCUCCUCAUCCUACCAGGCAACAGACUGAUUGCACCACUCAUUUUGUAAACAAGCUGACUAUUCAAAGAGGAGGUGAGACCCUGUGGAGGGGGCACAAAUCAACAUUAGGUGAAACAAACUAAAUUUGUGAGCGGGAUCCAAACUUCCUAAAUUGUGGCUUAACAACAUGUCUGAACGUGGCCAUGAUGUGUGCUUUAUGGGUUGAACUGUGCAUCCAUGUUGGAUAAUCGAUUUCUCCAUGUACCUGUGUUCAUGCAGGAUGGUGCAAUACUUGUAUUUCUCCCUGGAUGGGACAACAUUAGCACUCUAAAUGACCUUCUGAUGUCUCAAGUUAUGUUUAAGUCAGGUAAAUCAUCUUCUUUGAUUUUCUUUAAAUAUUCUGCUGCAAACUAGGGGUUUUCUUUAUAAACUGUUACCCAAACCCUUCUAGCACCUUUUGGCAGCACUAUCAACACAGCAUCAUAGAUUGUAAAUUGUGCCAGCAUAACUGUUGAUGUUCACCAUCCUAAGCAUGUGCAAGUUGGCAGACAAGUUCAGAAUUCAGCUACCCUUUUCAAAUGAAUGUUGGCCUACAUUAAAUAAUCUUAAAUUAGGAUGAGCAGUUAAAUUAGCACUGUCAAGAUGCUUCAGUAACACUUGGAGGGCAGGGUUCUCUGUCCCCAAAGCCUACUGAACUUCUCUAGCUGCCAUUCUGAGCCUCUGCCCCUCUUCCUGUUGCCCUGCAGCUUUCUCCUUUGCAUGACUUCCAGAACCAUAAUUCCCACUGUCUUUCUUAAAAAUGCAUUUGAAUGCAAUGCAAUGGUUGAACCGGUGUCCCAACAGCCACUGCAGGGGACCAGUAAGUGAUAGCACCUGGGGUGGCAUGUCAGUUACAGUGUUGGCUGGUAAAUCCCCCUAACGCAGGCAUGGCCAAACUUGGCCCUCCAGCUGUUUAGGGGCUACAGUUCCCAUCAUCCCUGACCACUAGUCCUCUUAGCUAGGGAUGAUGGGAGUUGUAGUUCCAAAACAGCUGGAGGGCCAAGUUUGGCUGUGCCUGCGAAUAAAUUGGUUACUGUUAAAUGUAAAGGAUAGCAGUCUCCAUCCUUAAUGUGGUUUUGCAUGAUGACAUCGCACAAACAUAACCCACUGUGUAACAAAUCUUUCAAAGAUGUUUUUUUUUUUUUUUUUUAAAGCAAUUUAUUGGGUUUUACAGUAAGAAUAAACAUAGUAAACAAUAUAACAUUUGUCUUAACAUAGUUUCACAUUUUCUUUGGACUUCCUCACAUCUCCCGCUCCCACUUUCAUCGUUAUAACAUUUUGUCAGCAAUUUAUCAUCUUAUUUAAAUUCUUAUAUCUCUUCAAUAUUUCAUAAUCUUAUGGUUCUCAUAGAGAGUUAAACUUUCACAGUCUUACUUAUUUUCUUAAAAACUUCUAAGUUAAGUGGUGCUCAGUUAUUUAGUCUAGCAUCUUAUUUAGCAUUCGCUCAAAUCACAAUAUUUUUGUAGAUAGUUCUUAAAAAAUCUUUCAAAGAUGUUGAGCUUUGCAUUUGCUUUGAGAGCAGAUCAGUUUAUUUGGGUGAAUCAAAUGGAUAGCUGUUAAUGAUUCUAGCAAUAAAUUUAAAAUAUUCAAAGGUUUAAUUUUAAUUUUACCUAACAAGCUGCUGACCUCAAAGACUUUUUCAGUUUAAUGCUACAAGGCAAUAUUUAAGGCAAAAUAUAGAAAGGUUGCGAAUUUUGUUAUUGGCAAAAUAAAAUGAAUAUAUAAACUAGUGCUUUCAAAAAUAUUAUUUGUAACAAGAAUCUGUGGCUUCUUGAAGAAAAUAGUUCAUUUUUCCUACAACUGUACCUCAUUUAUAUUCUUAAAUUUCUCUAGAUUUUCAGUUUUUCUUUCAAACUGAAUUUUACUUAGAGUAGUACCAUAAUGCCGAUUUUAUUUUUCAGAUAGGUUCGUUAUUAUACCUCUGCAUUCGUUGAUGCCUACUGUUAACCAGACCCAGGUAAGCUUUAUAAUUAGCAGUGGUCGUUAUUUUGGUAUAGAGUAUUCUAAAUCUGUUUUCAGUUUUUUAAACUAAAGUAGAAUGACUGCAACAGCUGUGCCUUCACAUAACUUACUUGGUUAGAUCCAGAGAAAUGCUGGUGGAAAUGCUGGGUAGAAGAUAACUUCUGGGAACAAAUAUGCCUCUGAUUUUCAGUCCCCACCCCAUAACCCACCUUGUUUAGCAGGGUCUCACAACCCUUUAGUGAGGUAUUUGGGGUGACUACCGCUAAGAUGAGGGAGGCAGGGAGGUCAUAUUCCAUCCUCCCCACUUCCCCUUGUUUCUCUGAACUCAACUGCAUAUGUUUAUUUGUUGCCCAAUCAUAUUUAUUAUUUUAAGUAACAUUAAAAUACUGAUUUCAGCCUUACUAAGCAGCAAGGAAGGGAUCAAUUUUUUAUAUUGUGGAGUCUCCAUGUCCUUGGAAAUUGGGACCAAAGUGUGGGCUCAUCUGCCAAUAAUAAUAAUAAUAAUAAUAAUAAUAAUAAUAAUAAUAGAACACAAUGUCUCAACUGGGCUGUGCCAUGCCUGUUAAAACAUGGGACGCUUCAAUCCACCUGCUUUUCAAGAGAUCAUAUCCUUUAUUCCAAAAAACUGUUUUCUUCUUGGAUUGCUGUUGUAAUAAUACCUUAAUAAAAUGUUUCAACUAUCCAUUAAUGUGUAAUUGCUCUGGUGUUUAAAUUUAGUGAUGAGUGUAUGCAUGUGCAUGUCUUGACUGAAAGAAAUUAAAUUAAGUAAACAAAUAUUAGGAUGAGAAAGAAAUUUCUGGAACAAACACUUUUUCUCUUUCUGAUUUUGUUUUUGUUUUUCUUUAGGUUUUUAAAAGGACCCCCCCUGGAGUCCGUAAAAUUGUAAUUGCUACCAACAUCGCUGAGACUAGGUAAACCUUUCUGCUUCUAGCAAUUCUUGAAAUUAACUUGUUGGCAAAAAAUAUUUUCAUUAAAAGUGUAAAUUAAAAUGUUUAAUUCCUUUAUGUGGUGGAACAAGUAAUAAAAUAAAUUAAAAAUAUGUACAAUGAAGCUGCUUUUCCACUUUGGAUUCGUCAGAUAGUUUAAUGUGAAAAUUUAGUGUAGAAUGCAUAUGCUGUACAAGGGAAAGCAACACAUUCUCUCAUGGAUAUCAGAGGUCUCUUGAGUGCUACCCAAUUAAUCCAUGGAGUUUCUUUUUGAACGCUGGCACUUUUAAGCACAAUGCCUGCAAUGUUUCCCCCCCUUUUUUUCCUCCUGGAGCCCAAUAAAAAGUUUGGGGGGGGGGGGAGAUAAAGGCCGAGGUAAACAAUGUUUUUGCAUUUUCCUUUUGGAGAGGAAAAAUAACAGAAAAUGCAAGCAGGUAUGGAAAGUGGAGGGGAGGUAAAAUUAGAAAAAAAUGGCUUAGUGCAGAGCAAGAGAUCAUGAGAAGAUGUGCUUAGAGUUUAGACAGGAAGCGGACUGAGCCUCAAGAGGAGAGGAGCAACAGCAAAGCCUUGCCUUGAAACUUUGGCAUUUCCUGACUUGGAGCUGCAGGGGGAGCUGUAUUCAUUAAGAAAAACUGUUUACAAUAUGAUCAACAGUUCCUUUUCGGCUUUUAUAAAUUGGCUUCAGCAUUAAGCAAUAUCUGAUGGCCUGUGGAAUAAGUUAGGUGUUGAAACUGACCCUCAUCCCUAAGUGCACAUGAAGCUAGGCAAAAGAAGUUAUAACCCAGACUCUUCCCUCCUCAAUAUCCAUUACACUGACAGUUUGGGAAUUACAUAGGAGUGCUGCCUAGACUUGAUUGCUUGUUGGAAAACCCCAAGGCCUAACAGUUUCCAUUAAGCAUGCUUACAGCUGAUUAUCCUAAGGCUCCAGCCCAAAACAUGCUUGCUUAAAAAUAGAACUUAUUUCCAGAUUAGCAUGCUUAAUGUUGUUUUAUGUAGCUAGUACUAGAACUGAAGUUAGACAGGUGCCUGCUGUCUUGAUGAUUAGAUCUAAAAACCUUCCCUUAAGUAUGACCCAGUCAUCUUAUGGGCUAUUAAUUGUAUCAAUGUAAAAAUUGGUCUAUUGUUAGUUUUUUGUGUAUUUUACCUCCUUUAUCUUUUUGCACACUACUGCAGUAGUUUGUGGCUGUGAAGUGGUUUAUGAAUCUGUAAAAUAAUAAUAAUAAUAACAUAAGCAUGUCUGCUGACAGUCUUAGCUUCUGACAUGUUCAGUUUGUCUUGCUUCAGUCUGAGCAUUUUUAGCUUUUUGGUUUUCUUGCAGACUUCACUCCUUGGUGGAUCUGUGCUUGUUACGUAAGAAAUAGCAAAACUGUAGCAAGUGGUAGUCUCUGUUCAUUACGAUUGAUUGCAGGACAAUUUGUGUGUUUCAUAAGGGGCAAUUUCUUUUACAGAUUGACGUAAUCAAUGCAGAUUGUCUCUAUUUGAUGUACAAAAGCUAACCAUUUCUUCCUGCUUCCCAUUUCUGCAGCAUCACCAUAGACGAUGUGGUAUACGUUAUAGAUGGAGGAAAGAUAAAGGAAACUAACUUUGAUACACAGAACAACAUUAGCACGAUGGCUGCAGAGUGGGUUAGCAAAGCAAACGCUAAGCAGAGGAAAGGUAGAGCAGGAAGGUAAGAGUAAUCUAUUGUAACAGAAUGGACAGAAGCAGGGAAACCUUGGCUAUUGCAAUAAUGAACAUUUUCAAAUAUUUAAUAAAAAAAUUAUUUAAAGUUUACUUUAAAGACAUUAAUUUUCCCCCUCACUUUGCUGACUUUAUUGAUUAAUCUGAAGCUUUUCCUUUAGUGACUUUAUUUGCUGGCUUAGUUUUUUGUUUUGUUUUUUGCCCCUUUGAUAUUUAAUUUUUAUAGACUGAAUACCCAAAGUGGUGUGGUGGAGCCCAGUGCAUUUUAGAUUGGAGCAUGAAUAGAUUGGAGCAUCCUCUUGUAUCAUCAAACCUUUGAUAUAGGAGGCUCUAACCUGCAAAACCUCAUACCAGAAUACUUCUGUUAGCCUUUAAGCAGUUAACAGGAAUUUCUUAGGGUUCUUUUUUUACUUCCAUGGUCCAACACGACUGUUCUUCAGGGAUUUAAACUUAGUUUUAGAAGUUAAAGUAGUUCAGCAGCACGAUCCCUCUAUUACAGUCUAAAAAUACCAUAUAAAAAAAAAUUCUUCACUAUCUUGACAUUUGCAUUGUUUGUAUUUGUUGAACUCCUUCAAAUAAAGUCUUAAGACAUAGGACUAUAGGCACAGCACAUAUGCCUAGUUGAUAUGUAUAGGUCUUGUAGCCUGAUAUUCUUGCUCCCUAUGUGAAGAUGCUGUGCGAGCGGAGGUUGAGCUCUUGAGCACAAAUAAUUGGUAGUGAGUUAAUGUACAUGUAGAGGGACGCGGGUGGCGUUGUGGUCUAAACCACAGAACCUAGGGCUUGCUGAUCAGAAGGUCGGUGGUUCGAAUCCCCGCAACAGGGUGAGCUCAUGUGGGUGGUCCCAAUUCCUGCCCACCUAGCAGUUUGAAAGCACAUCAAAGUGCAAGUAGGUAAAUAGGUAUUGCUCCGGCGGAAAGGUAAACGGCGUUUCCGUGCGCUGCUCUGGUUCACCAGAAGUGGCUUAGUCAUGCUGGCCACAUGACCUGGAAGCUGUCUGUGGACAAACGCCGGCUCCCUCGGCCUAUAGAGCGAGAUGAGCGCCGCAACCCCAGAGUCGUCCGCGACUGGACCUAACAUUCAGGGGUACCUUUUCCUUUAAUGUACAUGUAGUACAAAUAAAUCAUGUCCUGUAGAUUACUCUCUUAGCAUUUUUUACUCAGUUCAUUUCUCUAGAUAUUACAGUGGUACCUCGCAAGACGAAUGCCUUGCAAGACGGAAAACUCGCAAAACGAAAGGGUUUUUUGUUUUUUGAGCUGUUUCGCAAGACGAUUUUCCCUAUGGGCUUGCUUUGCAAGACGGAAACGUCUUGCAAGUUUGUUUCCUUUUUCUUAACACCGUUAAUACAGUUGCGACUUGACUUCGAGGAGCAACUCAUAGCACGCGGUGUGGUAGCCUUUUUUUGAGGUUUUUGAAGACUUUGGUGAUUUUUGAAGCUUUUCCAAAACUUUUCCGACACCGUGCUUCGCAAGACGAAAAAAAUCGCAAGACGACAAAACUCGCGGAACGAAUUAAUUUCGUCUUGCGAGGCACCACUGUAUCUACUUACCAGAUAGUACAUAAAGAAAAAGAAAGUUCAGCAUCACUAUCCUUGAAGAGUUUUCCUCCACAGUAUUGCUACCUGAAAAUUACUCCCACUAACUUCGGAAGUACUUAAUAUCUUCCCACAUAAUCACUUGGAAAUGAAUUUGCCUAGAACUCUGGUAUUCAAGAGCAUUCUUGAAUACAGAAAAAUGUGUAAUAGGUGCAUAGCUGUUUAGCUGCACAAAGUUGCUUCAGUCAACAGUUUCCAUUCUAUCCUUUGUGAGACCAAUCGGGCGUUACCUUUCACUGCAUUGCAGAUUUGGUGCAAUCCCAUCCUAUAAGGUUAUUGUCUCAUACUGAUUAAAGGGGAGUGCAUUGUGGUCCUUAGUUUUCUGUUGACAUACGUCAGACUGGCAGGUAGAUAUAUCAUCCCUGCCAGCACCAUAUUUGCAUUUAUUAUCCCCUGUGCCAUAUAUAAAAAGAAGCUGGUGUUGGUUUGGUAACAUUUUCUUCAUUUUGUUGCACCCUGCUGCUGUCCUUGAUCAGAUAUGGCGAACAUUCUUUAGCUCAAGGGAUGUGUUCCCUUUCAGGAUUUCAUGCCAGUGGCAAUAUUGGCCAGAGCCAAAAAGGGUGGAGCGACAACCAUGACUCUUACCUUCGAACAGUAGGCUACAUUUCAGCCAUGCAGAAGCCAGAGGUUUAUGCACACACAUAUUUGUGUGUGUGUGUGUGCACGCACACACCUCUUCCUCUAUCUAGGCACAGAACUCUUAAAAGGACGCAUUCUAGCCAGGCAAAAGCACUCAAGGGACAGAGUAGUGCUGAUGAGAGGUGUGGCUUGGGGAAAGUCUUGAGGCCCAUAUUAAGAGGUCUGGAGGGUCUCAUUUUGUGCCUGUGCCUGGGGUUCCCCACCCUUGUCCUAGAUUAUUGCUUCUCUUUAUAAUUGCUUCUUGAUGGUACACUGAGCCAUAGGGUCAGCACCUAAGCUUCUCAUUCUUUCAUUGCAAGUUUUGCAUAAAAGGUAUACUGCUAAGCCACUUUUACUUAUAACACAUCAAUGUUACUACAGUGUCAAAAUAUUUAACUUCCUGCAGAGUCCAGCCUGGUAACUGCUACCACUUGUACAAUGGUCUGCGUGCCAGUUUGUUAGACGAUUAUCAGUUGCCAGAAAUCCUGAGGACACCUUUGGAAGAACUUUGUUUGCAAAUCAAGGUAAUAUACAUAUUAUAUAUACCCUGUUAGGGUAGCCUUUCUGGUAAAGGAUUUUGCAUCAAGCAUAAAGAUUUGGAGUUCGCUCAAGUAGUAUUGAUCCAGAUUAUAUUACUUUAGUGGUUUCUAUUGCCAUCUGUAGCAGAUGGGAUUCUGAGCUCAUAAAAAAGGCUUCUCUUCCAUAUCUAGCAAUGGAUCUACAUUGCCAUAUGAGCCCUGCAGUUCAGCAGGUUGCACUUUUGUCCAUGUGCUUCUAUUGUAUGAAGUGAGGCCAUGUGUGGCAAGGUGGAGAGCUGUUGCUGCAACUGCCUUGAGGCUGUGGAAUGACCUCAGUGAGGAUUGGUGUCAAUCUUGUAUGAUAGUCUUUCAGAGAGAGUGCAAAACUUGCUAGUUCAGAAGGGUGCUGCAAAGUACCAUCUUGUUUCCCAUGCUGUUUAACAUCUACCUGAAGCCAUUGGGAACAGUUAUUAGGAAAUUUGGGGUGAGAUGUCAUGAAUAUGCUGAUGAUACCCUGUUCUCUGUAACAUCUGAAUCAAGAGAGGCACUGUAUCUGGGGCUGCCCCUGAACAGGCAACCCUGUUUAGGGAAGUUUUUAAUGUUUGAUGUUUUAUCUUGUUCUUAAUAUGAUGUUGGGAGCCGCCUAGAGUGGCGGGGGAAACCCAGCCAGAUGGGUGGGGUAUAAAUAAAUAAUAAUUAUUACUACUACUAUUAUUACUAUUACAAUUAUUAUUAUGACUCAGAAGCUGCAAGUAGUGCAAAAUGUGGUGGUUUAACUUCUCAUUGGGGCACAAUAUUAGCAUCAUAUUAUGUUGCUAUUAGCAUCUUACUGUUGUAAGAAUUGCACUGGUUGCCAAUAAGCUACCAGGCUAAGUUCAAAGUGGUGGCUCCCCAUACAAAUAUUGUCUCAUUCUUUCUAUACCCAACCAAUCUCUGUGCUCUGCAUGGUGUUGUAAUCUGGCUUUGAGUGUUAGUAGUAUAUCUGGAGGUACCACUACAGUGGUACCUCCAGUUGCGAAUGGGAUCCGUUCCGGAAUCCCGUUCACAACGUGCAAAGCCUGCAGCCUGAAACGCCAUGUCUGCGCAUGUGCGCGGUGCGAUUUGGCACUUGUGCGCAUGCGCAAAGCGCGAUUUAGCGCUACUGCACAUGCGUGAGCAGCGAAACCUGGAAGUAACCUUUCCUGUACUUCCGGGUCGCCAUGGGACGCAACCUGAAAAAACAUAACAUGAAGCAGAUGUAACAUGAGGUAUGACUGUAACUCCUUUACGUAUCAAAUGGACACCAUCUCUUGUCUUUUCAGCAUCAGUUGAAGACUUCUUUUUCAACAUGUCUUCUAAGUGGACAUUUAUGUCUGAGUUUUUAUCUGCAACUGAUCUGAAAUUGUUUUUAUAUGUGAAGUUGUCCUGUAUAUGAAUUUAUUAUUACAUUGUAAAAUUGCUUGAGAAGCUUCAUUGGAAGUGAUGCAUAAAAUGAAAUAAUAAUGCUAAUUAAUAAUAAUAGGUAAUAACAAUAAUAAUUAGCAAUAGGAGUCUCUUUUGUGUGGAACGCUGUUGAAAGUUCUGUUACUAACUGUACAUGCUUUUAAAAAAUGAGUCAGUGGGAAAGCAUUUGAUUGAUAAUUCUGAAGGUGUUUUGCAAUUUAAUUUGAGUUUAUAAAGAAGGAUGAACUUUGUUUUCUUUCAGAUCUUAAAGCUUGGAGGAAUUGCCCAUUUUCUGAGCAAACUGAUGGAUCCACCAUCACGUGAUGCUGUGUUGUUAUCCAUAAAAAAUCUCAUGCAGCUGGUAUUUUUUUGUUUAUUUCCUAUACUAAUAUUUUAUUUUAUGUGACCAAUUUGUAUAGCAGCCUUCUUCCAUAGAACUCGGGGCAGUUCACAACUUGUUCAGGCUUGAGAAUGUUCAUUCAUGGUACUUAGAAAUCAUUCAGAAAACUGAGCAAUUACAAAUGUUUACUGUAGAUAUUGUCUAAGCUUUAUACAUGAUUUUAGUAUCUAAGGCAUGGAAAACAUCAAACACUUGAAGUCUUAAUUUAAUAAACUUCUUUUUGUACUAAGAAGUGUAGUUUAAAUCUUAGUGCAAUUUAAAAUUGAACUUCACCCAAAUCAAAUAAUAUCUAGUUUUGACUUGGAAAGUACUGUUUUCCUAAUUUUUCUAAUGACAGAUUUAGCUAGAAAAAUCAGGACAUUGAAAUGGAAUAAGAUAAUGAAUUUUUACACUGGUUAAAGCACAAUGGGCAGUGCAUGCUCAUUUUGCUGCAAUUGUUCAGUUGGUAUUUUAUUAAAAUUCAAAUAAGCUUUGAGGACAACAGUAAAAAUCACCUAUUAUUAUUAUUAUUAUUAUUAUUAUUAUUAUUAUUCCCUGUCUUCUUCCCUGACGGGACUCAAAACAACUUACAGAUAAAAAGAAAAACUGCUAAAACAGAAAAAUCAUUUAAAUAAUUAAAACUAUAUACAUACGUAAAAUCUGUUUAAAAUAUACCAAUAAUUACAUUAAAAACUUCACGGCACCAGCCCUUUAAUUAAAAGCAGUCAAUUCCUAAAAGCCUGUUGGAACAAGAAAUUCUGGUGCUCAGAAUUUUGUGUCUUGAUGAUUUGCUAAUUUGUGUGUACGUUCAUUAAUUUGGAGUAGUAUAUGGCAUCUGGGUACUUUUAAAGCAAGCAUCUUGCUGAGCGAUAGAAAACUGAGGCAAUGAGUCUAAAGACUUACGGAGAUUCUAACAGUGGAUGGGGUUUCAGCACCCUCACCCUGGAUACCUACCUGCGUUGUCUUCAUGAUUAUUGCUCACAGUUUUCCUCAACCCUGUUUAUUCCAGUACAUAUGCUACUCUUCUCUGCUGUCCCAACCUUAUUGCUGAAAAUCGUAAUUACCGUAUGUAAGCAGGCUGUGCUAUUCUAAAUAAAUGUGAAACUAAAUUUCACUGUACCUUAAAACUUAAAAAACUUAAAAGCUUCUUUAACAUGGAUUUCAGCCAAAUUCUGCUAUUCUUUUUCAUUGUUUAUGUUCUUCCUUUUUUGUGUCUUCCCUUUAACAGAAUGCCUUGGAUAGGCAAGAAGAAUUGACUCCCCUUGGAGUCCAUUUGGCGCGAUUACCAGUGGAGCCACACAUAGGAAAAAUGAUUCUCUUUGGAGCUUUAUUCUGUUGCUUAGAUCCUGUUCUCACUAUUGCUGCCAGCCUCAGCUUCAAGGACCCUUUUGUCAUUCCCUUGGUAAAGUAUUUAUAGAGAGCGUUAAAAGUAAUUUUUGUUUUAAUUUAAAUUUUUGUUUUUUGAAGAUGAAGCCUUUAAUUUCAGAAAGAUUUCCCCCCCUUGUAAUGUGCUAUGUUUUAGUCUUACAGCAAAUUGCACUUAGUUUUUCUUGGUUAUAUCUCCUGAGUCUUUCUUUCUUCUUUUUAAUACACAGAUUAGUCCAACUUUGUGUAUUUUUCUCUUAAGGGUAAAGAAAAAGUAGCAGACGCAAGAAGAAAGGAACUGUCAAAGAGUUCUAAAAGUGAUCACCUCACCAUUGUGAAUGCUUUCAAGGUAGAUAAUGUGAUCCAUUGACCAACAGUGGUCUGCAAAUUUCAUGGUGGUUCCCUGGCAUUCCUGGGUAUUUGUUUGAAGAUGUGAGACAGCAUAUCCAUUGCAUGGAACAGUCAUUUUCAUUGCUGCUUUUAUUAAUAUAUUGUAAACUAUUGCAUUACAAUUUGAAUUCUAUGAAAUUACAAUUGUUGCAACAGGCAGAAAAGUCGUUAAAUGGUCUGCCAAGACCCUCAGCAAUUUUCAACUUGUCCACGACGGGGUGAAGUUUGGGAAGCACUGUUCUAGUUGAUAGGUGGUGGAUUCACAGGGGGAACAUCAUUUAUUAAAUAAAUAAUAUAAAGAGGAUUCAAAUAUUAGCAUAAACAGGUCACAUUGCACAGAGAUGAAAUCUUCACGGUCCAUACUUGAUUUACUAGUAGUGGUGACAAACUAGUAUUAAACCCAAGCUGGGGGACAGAGCCUAGGACUUGCCGAUCAGAAGGUCGGCGGUUCGAAUCCCCGCGAUGGGGUGAGCUCCCGUUGCUCGGUCCCUGCUCCUGCCAACCUAGCAGUUUGAAAGCACAUCAAAGUGCAAGUAGAUAAAUAGGUACUGCUCUGGUUUGCCAGAAGUGGCUUAGUCAUGCUGGCCACAUGACCCGGAAGCUGUAUGCCGGCUCCCUCGGCCAAUAAAGUGAGAUGAGCGCCGCAACCCCAGAGUCGGUCACGACUGGACCUAAUGGUCAGGGGUCCCUUUACUUUACCUUUAUGCAUUUAGUAUGGAGAUCAUAGAAUAAUGGAAUUGUAUAGUUGGAAAGGACCCUGAGCGUCAUCUAAGUACAACCUCCUGCAAUUCAGGAUUGAUCUCAACACUUCCCCCCCCAUCCAAUUUGAAGCCAUUCUGGACCCUGUGACUAGAAUUCUGGACCCUGCUUAGCUUUGCAAAUGUGCUAGCAGUUUAACUGAUGCACCACUAGGAGGGUAUUACUAGUAGGUUAGCUUUUUAUGCCAAGUUUCAUUGUUUUCUGCUGUGAUUUGCUCUAAACAAUUUUAAUAUAUGGGUCUAAUUUUAAUCCUGUAUCUCCUCCAACUUGCAGUUCAUGAAGUGUUUCUUCCUCUUGUUUUGGAGACCAGGAUUAAUUAUUGCCGUUCUAGAGCUUUUCCCUUUACACAUAGUGGAAUAAGGAAGUGAUAUGAAUGGUAGCUUCCUUUUAGCUGCUGAAUUAGUUCUAAUCUGGAUGUCUUGGCUUAAUACAGCUCUGUGAAAGGAAUGAAUGCACUCCAUAUUAUUUUUUUAGGUCACUCUUAUUGUGACACUUCAUAUUUCACUUCUUUACUACUCUAUAAAAUGCUUUGUAAUUCCAUCUGGAAUUCAAAUCAGGAAGAUAGAAAAAUCAGAUUCAGUUCAGUUCCAGUUUUCCUUUAAAAGGACCUAUACUAAAUAAUAAUAAUAAUAAUAAUAAUAAUAAUAAUAAUAAUAAUUGUGCUUUCAGGGUUGGGAAGAAGCCCAGCGACGUGGCUUCAGGUGUGAGAAGGAUUAUUGCUGGGAGUAUUUUCUUUCUUCAAAUACUCUGCAGGUAAUAGUUGUUUGUCUCUGGCGAGAAAACCUACACUUUUGAAACAGAUUUAGUUUGACAUUAUCUGUAAGAACAAAUUGAUCGAUUCAUGCUGUUCUCUAGAUGCUGCGUAACAUGAAAGGGCAGUUUGCUGAACAUCUCCUUGCAGCUGGGUUUGUGAAUAGUAGAAGCCCCAGAGAUCCCAAAUCCAACACUAACUCAGGUAAAUUCUGAAGAGGAGCAAUGCACCAGAUACGCUUUCAGUUCUCCCUUUGUGAAUUGUUGAUUCACUUGGCUGUUUUCUUUUCUAGACAAUGAGAAGCUACUCAAAGCUGUUAUUUGUGCUGGCUUAUAUCCAAAGGUUGCAAAGAUCCGAGCAAACUUCAGCAAAAAGAGAAAAAUGUAAGGCUUUUUCUUCUCCAUGCUCUUUUACCAAGGAUGUGUGUGUGAAUAUAUUAAACAAGGGUUUCUACAUAGUUGGAAGAAGGCUGGAAUAUAUUUUUCCUUGUGUUGCUAACUAUGUAGUCUAGGAAUACUUGAGUUCUAGGGGAGCAUGUGAUUAUUUCCCCCCUCCUCCCCCUCCACACACUCAGGUGAGACAACAGAUUGGGCAGGUGAUACUUGGGUUAAUUUUGGGAUUCUGCAGCUCCAGAUGAACAGAAAUUUUGUGGAGAUCAUCCCAAGUGAGAACCACAAAUUUAUUUAUUAAUUUUUUUACACUGCUCUUUUGGCUAGAAGAGUCCAUUGUGUCUGAAAUAGUGGUCCUUUCUGUAAGGCAUGCUUAGCACAAUAACCAGUAUGCAGAUUGCUCUUUCCUAUUUGAAUUGAGCAAAAUGUAAUAGCAUAGUUUUGCCACUAGGUGGAGCCACAAAUAAAAAUUUAAGACUGAAUAAGCAGAGUUCUCUUGAUCCAGUCUCCACAAUCUAUGUUUUAUUUGGUAGAUGGCUAGCAAAAAUGAAUUGAUUAUAUUUUGCUUUGAUGCUAAGCCCUGGACUGGAUAAGUCACUAAUAAUGAUGAUAGAAAAUGGCUUUCCGUAUAUCAAACACUUAUUUUCCUCUUGUUUUGAAAAUGUGUUGGGUUUCAAAAGAGAAAUUGAAAUGAGGAUAGUAUCUGAAUGCUAAAUAAGAUGCUAGACUAAAUAACUGAGCACCACUUAACUUAGAAGUUUUUAAGAAAACAAGUAAGACUGUGAAAGUUUAACUCUUUAUGAGAACUAUAAGAUUAUGAAACAUUGAAGAGAUAUAAGAAUUUAAAUAAGAUGAUAAAUUGCUGACAAAAUGUUAUAACGAUGAAAGUGGGAGCGGGGGGAUGUGAGGAAGUCCAAAGAAAAUGUGAAACUAUGUUAAGACAAAUGUUAUAUUGUUUAUUAUGUUUAUUUUUAUUGUAAAACCCAAUAAAUUGCUUUAAAAAAAAAAAUGAAAUGAGGAUAGUAUCAUAGAUAGGACAGUAUAAUUUUGCUUUUCCCAUCACUGGGAUUAUCCUUUAUGCAAGCAAUAUACUCUUGCUCAGAAUGAAAAAGGGAACAGAGCACACAAAUUGCAAUGAAGUUCAACUGAUAACCUUAUUAUUCUUUAAUUAAUAUAACACAAAUCUUUAAAGUAAUCUGAUAUUGUAGUCUGAUUUUGAAGUGGAACUUUUUAAAGUAUAGAUGCUUAAAAUCCUUCUUGUUUUUCCUUCCAGUUCUUGCCUAAAUAUCUUGCAGCAGUAUCUAAUUUAGAAAUUGCUGAUAGCCCUAAUGGCACAUUACAAGUCUCUUUUUGAAGAGCAGUUAUCUUAAAUCUUUGAACGUAUGUGCAUGUUAUUCCUUUGUAGCUGAAUUAUAAGUGAUUUGUCUGUGUCUUAAGGGUUAAAGUUUCCACUAAAACAGAUGGAACAGUUUACAUUCAUCCCAAGUCUGUCAAUGUUGAAGAGACAGAAUUCCAUUACAACUGGCUUGUUUACCAUUUGAAGAUGAGGACAAGCAGCGUAAGUGAAAAUUUAUUUUGUAUUGCUUUAAGCAUAAAUGUGGGUGUAUUUUAAGUCACAGUCUCCACAGUCUGUUCUGUUGAAGCAAUUACAGUCUUAGUUAGCUUAACUAGUCUGGUCUGUACGCAGCCCCACUCACUUCAGUUAUCACUGCACUUUACAAGGGGCCUCGAAAUGACAACUCCUGGUUGAGAGAUGGCGAUAUAGGUAGCUUUUAAUGCUUCAUUCCUGUUCUGUGCCCUCCCUUCUCCCUCCUGAUGCCUGCCGCUCACAGUGGAAUUCUUCAGAUUCUCAUGUCCUCCAUGCUGCUUGUGAUCUUACGACUGUCAUUCCAGAAGGGAGGAGAGCACAUUGAGAAGCACAGCCCAUGCAAUGCAAAAGGCUGUAGUGUUGUUUUUGUUUUUUACAGGCCUAGGGAUAUCACAUAUUUUAGCUAUGCCUUAUGACUACUCUUGUUUCUAGUCAAGGAAGAGCAGCAAAUCUUUGCUCAGCACUUGUUUGUAUGUAAUGCAGCUUACUGUGGGAGUGAAACUUUUCACAAUUAAAAAAAUAGUAAUUGUCCUGGCUUCGCAAAACCUUGAACCUGAAGUGUUUUCCAGUGAUUGCCACAUUAUUAAUAUUUCACUUCAUAGGAACUACACACAAGUUUAAAACCAAGUAACUUGAGAUCCCAUUUUCAGUAUACACUGGAAUAUUCUCGUGCCCUAUUUUGAACGUGGUAACAUAGCUUAUAUGUGCUGAAUGCAUUCCUUGUUACAGAUAUACCUGUAUGAUUGCACAGAAGUCUCUCCAUACUGCCUUUUGUUCUUUGGGGGAGAUAUUUCUAUUCAGAAGGACAAAGAUCAGGAUACAAUUGCUGUGGAUGAGUGGAUUGUUUUUCAGUCUCCAGCAAGAAUAGCACAGCUAGUGAAGGUGAGUGGGCUGCCCAUUUCAUUUUCAGAUUUUCUUCUACACAAACAACUGCCCUGCUCCUGGAACAGCUUAUAUAGUAUGGUGUCACAAAAACAUUUCUUUCUCUUUUUUUAAAGUUAACGUCUGCUUAGAUUGCUGUGUUGUAAUUUCCUAUAAAGUAUAAACUUGAAAGAUCUUUUCAGGCAUUUCAUUUUGGAGAGAACUGUCAUUUUAGGAUUUCAUGUGAAAUGCUCUCUCCUUCCUUCCAAGUGGGGGCGGGGGCGGGGCGGAAUGAAUUAAUCAACAGGGAGAUACUACAUUUAUUUCUUUGUGAUAUUUUCCUGCUCCACCAGAUCUGUUUCCAGAAAAAGGCACUUAAAGUGGAGUAAUCAGAGAGAAUCAAUGUUUAGAUAAGCAGUGUACAGCCCUGUUCAUUCAGUCCCCCACCUGUACCUUGAGAUAGAUGAAAUACAAUCAAGCACCAGAUUUUAAUGCCAGAUGGAUAGCUUUUGUCUGAAAGGGGUUGGGGAAGAAGUACAAUAGGAUCUUAAAAACUAAAACAUUUCACUUAUUUAUCAAAUAUCAACCACCUUAUGUUAAAUUAAGACUGAACUUAUCUGAUUGAUGUUCAAAAAUAAUUGCCUUUUUAUUGAGUUUUGCCUCAUUUUUUUCACAUUAGUCUUUUCUUGGCCUAUAUCAGCUAUUUUUAUUGUUACUGUUAAAAAGUGCUAUCAAGAGUGAAGUUGUAAAUUUAACAAGAUGUGAAAAUAUGCAGUUUAACUAAACCACAACUUCAACUAUUAUUUCAGCUUGAAAAUGGGAUUCUUUUAAAGACAUUGGGUUGUAUCCAAAUUCAUUAUUAAAGUAGAUGCAUUGAAAUUAAGGGACAAUGCUAACUUCCUUCCAUUAAUUUCAGUGGGCUUCCUCUGUCUAUAACUUAAGUUGGAUACAACCCAUUGACUCCUUAGGCAAUUCUUUUUUUAUCCUUAUGAGAAACUUACUUUGUUUCAAAGUGCUUUAUAAAGUACAGUUCUUGAAUAACUCGAAACAGAUAAAGCUGUACCUAAAGUAAGUUACAUUUAACUGGGCAGAAAAGAGCUAGUUAAAUUUCCAAGAGGUUUGACACACAUUCUUAGCAAAAUGCAGAAUAAUGAAAGAGAAUAAUACAUUUCAUUUCCAAGUAUGUAUUAAGUUUUUGACACUAUAGAAAAAUAGAAUGACUUUCGAAACUUUCUGCCCUGGGUUUCUUUCUGAACCAACAUCCUUUUAUCCACAGGAUUUGAAAAAAGAAUUGGAUGACCUUCUACAAGAGAAAAUAGAAAACCCACAUCCUGUGGACUGGAACAAUACUAAAUCAACUGACACUGCACUGCUGACAGCCAUUAUAGACUUAAUCACAACACAGGAGAAUGAAACUGCCAGAAACUCUGCCCCCCGUUUCCAGAGCGAAGAAUACAGUUAACACUGUUCCUUUUGGCCGCUGAAGAGAUGGCAGCUCCACCAGUUCAUUGUUGACAGUUUAUCUUUGGGCAUCUUGGAAUUUCAUUUUUAGUAUCGGUAGUUCAUAACGGCUGUGUAUGGCGUUCAUUGUAUAAAGUAGCUGUUUAUCUAGUUGCCAGUGCUGCAUAGUUGUAUUCUGCAUGUAUGACGCUGCUUCUUGAGGACUGUCAUUGUCAGGUAAAAAGAUGGAUGAAACUGAACACGAACUGAUUUUUUUUUUUUUAAACGUUCUUCUGGUGUUUACACUGUUUUUCUGCUAACUGUGGAAUUGUCACUUUAAGAAAAGUGAUUCACGUUAGUAGCUAGAAGCCCCUUUUUGUCCAUUAACCUUUUAUUUACAUUCUGGAGUUACUAGUAAGGGCAUGCUGCUGAGAGUGAAACAACCAAAGUCAUCACCCCAAAGAGAUGUACGAGGGCUGCUGUGUCAAAAGCAUUGUCACAUUUUAAAUAAAUGCUUGAUGUUUAGAUCUUUCUAAACAUAAAUACUCCUAUUCAUCUAUGGGCCAUAGGGUGGGAAAUCGUAUUUGAUGCUCCAGAAGCUACAGCUGCACAUGCCUAGAGACCUGGGUAGAUACUCUAAAUACCAGCAAUCGGCUUUGGAAUGGGAGCAGGAUUUAGUCUCUAACCUAGACAAAUAAUGUAGUUUUGAGACGGGGGCUUGCAAUAGGCUCUUUCAUUCCAGUGGAGCUUAAGUGUACAUGAACUGUACACUGAGUAGCUGUUUCAGUGAUGCAAAGAUUUUUUUGAGUUUCUUUUGGAAUACUUUAUCAACUCAUGUGUCUUUAUUAAAUGCCUAUAUGCUAGCCAUUUUCAUAUGCACAUUAUUACUGCGUGCACUGCAUUGCUGUUUAAAAUCGCAGGAAUCUCCUGCAAGAUCUGGAACUGGCAGCUUCUAGUUGAAGAUUUCAAAUUAAUAUUGAAUAGAAAACAUAAGCAAAUGCAGAGCAUUUCGUAAAACUCACGCAGACAAUAUGUGGCUUGCUCACAGGACCUUUCCUAAACCAGUUACAAAAAUGGUUGUCACAACACUUCACUGCCUCCCCCAAAUGUUCCUAUAGGUUGCAAUGGAAGUUUUAAAUUUAGUUGUAGAAAUA